AUGCCAGCAGUACGCACCAGAGCAGCAGCCAAAGCCUAUGACCAAUGGGACCCGCACCUGCUGGCACAACCAUCAGGGGAAAACAUGGCCUUCCAAGGCAGUCUGCAGUUCUUUGGACCACUGCUCUGGAAUAAGCUGGACUUAUCCACACGGCAGCUAGCUAGCAUGUCCGCCUUCAAAAGAGCUGUACACAAAUCUAGUCGGAUAUGUGAGCGUAGUUUUUUAUUUAUGGUACUGUGUAUGAUGUGUGUGCUUCUGUGUAUGCUGUUUUUAUCUAGUCAACAUUUAUGUGAUGUGUAUGUUUUUAUUAAUUAUAUGGAACCCAGGACUGCCUGGAAAACAGUGGCAAUUUUUAGUGGACUAUUUGGCUAAAUAAAAUGAAAAUGUAUCUAAAACUGGCCCAGUACCCCUCACCAUCUGUGUUUUUGUGUUUUGAUUCGCUUCCUUGUUUUUUGUUAUUCAACAGGCAGGUGUGAAGGGAACUUUAGGUCGCCUAGUUGGAAUAUUUGAGGUGAGUUUGUUAUGACAUGCUUAGGCAUGCUAAAGCUUGUUUGGGAGUGGAGAGAAAAUAUAGACUUUGUUCAGAAAAAAAUUAUAAAAAAGGUCAAAACUGUAUCUUACAGAACCGAGAGAGGAAACACAGAACCUACGUCUACAUUCUUAUCGUAACUGAGGUCCUGGAGGAUUGGGAGGACUCGGUCAACAUUGGUGAGUGGCUUUCAUUUCAAUCUGAUUAUACUACAUUGUUUGAAUUCUGGCUAUAGAUGCCUCUCAUGUCUGUCUUUCUUAACUUGUGCCACAAUUGUGUCGGUUCUUGUUUCUUUAACAGGGAGAAAAAGGGAUUGGUUUAAAAUAGACGAUGCAAUACAAGUGUUGCAGUGUCACAAGCCUGUGCAGGCCACAUACUUCGAGCCUCUCAAGGAGGGUUGCCUGACCAGCAACGGGACGCCCCUGGUGGCCACGAUAGGUGGAGACCUCUCACCCACCUACAACAUCAACCAGAGCUCCGUGUCGGGUAUCAGAUAACUAAAACACAACGCUGACACAACCCCAGGAGCUCUUGCCACCACUCUCGCUCUUACUUCUAUUCAAUUUUAUUUUGUUUUUUUUGUCUCAAAUAAUAUGGUUUGCCUUGCCAAAUCUUUUGUGCCAGAAUUGUGGUGCAGACUUGACAAGGGUUGAAUGAAGAUUCUGAAACACUUUGUAAAUGUAAUUUUUGACCCCUUGUUCUUUUCGUUUUAUUGAGAAUUGCAUGAAGCAUCCCUCACUCCCUCAUUCUCCUACCUUUACACACACAGCGUGGUGUUUAUUGAAUGCAAGAACUACUUUUUACUGUUGUGGUGUAUAUACUUAGUGCUUAAGCUCAAUGCUUUCAGUGGUCUUUUUAAUGUCUCCUCUUUUGGUUAUUGUCUGUGUAUGAUUGUGCCCAAGAGCGUGUUUUCCCUCUUUUAAGGAUAGGAAAUGUUCUCUGUAUAUGAUUAGACAGAGUUGUAGGAAGUGACUUGUUUUGCAUGAGCACUGGCUAUGUUUGUCUUGCACAUUGGGGUGACCUGAUACAGAUUGUGCAGCAGAUAGUCUGCGGUGGUAACUAAGGUCUUUGAAUUCUUUUCAUUUAGCUCCGCAUUGUGGUUCUUGGUGUUAAUAUCUCGCAGGUUUCAUCAGAAAGACAAGGCCCUUUUCCACAUUUAUGACCCGAUUUGUCAAGUAGCCUAUACAUUUUCCCUUGGUCUGGAAGCUAGCUAGCCAUUUCAAUAUUCAUUUUAGGCAGAAAAUAUAUAGAAAUAAUGUCUACUCAACUAAAUAUGUAGCCCAGUCCCCUUUUUUGGUGAGUUUCCAUUGAGGAUUUACCCUGGUGUUUUACCCAAUAGACUGAGACCCGUUUUUUAACGGUCUCAUAGUCUGUUGGUAGUGGUUUACUACAGACACCGAAACAGUUAGCAGAUCCCCCUACCGACCAAAGUUAUCCGUUUUAUAAUUUGGAAUUGCAUGGUGUGAACAACUGCAGUCUUCCUCCAUUUAUUUUCCAAAGGAAGGUGAAAGGACUACAGAUUGCAGUGCCAUCCAUGGACUGACAAUUGCCUUCACCCAACACAUACCACCUUUUAUCCAAUUUUCAGAUUCUCACCCCUUACUUUAACCUCCGUUUUAUAGCAGAUGUUUACAUUGUGUUCACUUUUCAGUAAAAAUGUUUUACCCUUUUUUAGUAUUGGAAUCUGCAUCCCCAAAACAAACACUCAAACACCUGCUUGAUAUUGAAAGUAAUUGAAUCUAAAAUGCUGUCUUUGGCAAGAUGCAGAACAAACAAACAAGCCUUGUACAGUUUGAGACCUUGUUUUUAACAUGUAAAAAAUGCUUUUGAAUACUAGUUUUAUUUUUUUAUUUUUUACAUCUGGCAAGUCUCUCUAGCCAACCUGCGAUACUUGCCUUAGAUGUGGCAUGGAGCAGCUGGCUCAAUACUGUGAAACUGGAGGCCCUGUAGAUAGCAUGUAAGACGUUUUAUUGUAAAUGGUUUAUUUCUGUAUAGAUCAAAGGUGAAAACAGUUUCUCUGAUGCAUUUGUGAGUGCUAUAUUUUGCUCAACCAUGGCUGUAGAGUUGACUCGAUCCCUAAACAAAGGGUGGCGUUGGCUUUGUAAGUUUUGUUGACGAGUUGCUUUGAUACACAGUACAUGCUCCCGAGUGGCACAGCGGUCUAAGGCACUGCAUCUCAGUGCUUGAGGCGUCACUACAGACUCCCUGGUUCGAUUCCAGGCUGUAUCACAACCGGCUGUGAUUGGGAGUCCCAUAGGGCAGUGCACAAUUGGCCCAGCGUCGUCCGGGUUUGGCCGGUGUAGGCCAUCAUUGUAAAUAAGAAUUUGUUCUUAACUGACUUGCCUAGUUAAAUAAAGGUUAAAUAAAUAAAUAAAUGUUAAGGCUAAAGAACAAGUAAAUGUUGCUGGCUUUGUAUGGGGGGGUGAAGAGAAGACCCCAUUUAUCACGAAUGAUACAGAGGGGGGAAAAAGUAUUUAGUCAGCCACCAAUUGUGCAAGUUCUCCCACUUAAAAAGAUGAGAGAGGCCUGUAAUUUUCAUCAUAGGUACACGUCAACUAUGACAGACAAAUUGAGAAAAACUUUUCCAGAAAAUCACAUUGUAGGAUUUUUUAUGAAUUUAUUUGCAAAUUAUGGUGGAAAAUAAGUAUUUGGUCACCUACAAACAAGCAAGAUUUCUGGCUCUCACAGACCUAUAACUUCUUCUUUAAGAGGCUCCUCUGUCCUCCACCCCGUUACCUGUAUUAAUGGCACCUGUUUGAACUUGUUAUCAGUAUAAAAGACACUUGUCCACAACCUCAAACAGUCACACUCCAAACUCCACUAUGGCCAAGACCAAAGAGCUGUCAAAGGACACCAGAAACAAAAUUGUAGACCUGCACCAGGCUGGGAAGACUGAAUCUGAAAUAGGUAAGCAGCUUGGCUUGAAGAAAUCAACUGUGGGAGCAAUUAUUAAGAAAUGGAAGACAUACAAGACCACUGAUAAUCUCCCUCGAUCUGGGGCUCCACGCAAAAAUCCCAGAACCACACGGGGGGACCUAGUGAAUGACCUGCAGAGAGCUGGGACCAAAGUAACAAAGCCUACCAUCAGUAACACACUACGCCGCCAGGGACUAAAAUCCUGCAGUGCCAGACGUGUCCCCCUGCUUAAGCCAGUACAUGUCCAGGCCCGUCUGAAGUUUGCUAGAGUGCAUUUGGAUGAUCCAGAAGAGGAUUGGGAGAAUGUCAUAUGGUCAGAUGAAACCAAAAUAUAACUUUUUGGUAAAAACUCAACUCGUCGUGUUUGGAGGACAAAGAAUGCUGAGUUGCAUCCAAAGAACACCAUACCUACUGUGAAGCACGGGGUGGAAACAUCAUGCUUUGGGGCUGUUUUUCUGCAAAGGGACCAGGACGACUGAUCCGUGUAAAGGAAAGAAUGAAUGGGGCCAUGUAUCGUGGGAUUUUGAGUGAAAACCUCCUUCCAUCAGCAAGGGCAUUGAAGAUGAAACGUGGCUGGGUCUUUCAGCAUGACAAUGAUCCCAAACACACCGCCCGGGCAACGAAGGAGUGGCUUCGUAAGAAGCAUUUCAAGGUCCUGGAGUGGCCUAGCCAGUCUCCAGAUCUCAACCCCAUAGAAAAUUGACCAAAUACUUAUUUUCCACCAUAAUUUGCAAAUAAAUUCAUAAAAAAAUCCUACAAUGUGAUUUUCUGGAUUUUCGUUUUCUCAUUUUGUCUGUCAUAGUUGACGUGUACCUAUGAUGAAAAUUACAGGCCUCUCUCAUCUUUUUAAGUGGGAGAACUUGCACAAUUGGUGGCUGACUAAAUACUUUUUUCCCCCACUGUAUAAGCAGCAGAGAUGCCUCAGAUGUUCUACAAAGACCAUAUGUAACUUUUUGAGGCUGAGGUGUAAUAAAGUGAAGUCCAUCACAGUUGAAUUGUUAACAUACAAAAUGGAGGUUCUCCACUGGGCUGAGUGCUGUUUCCAGACCACUAGUCUACUAUACCUACCACUGAGCUUUUAUGUCAUUAUCCUAGUCUCCUGACACAACCAAUGCUUAUACAUACUGGGCACAAUUACUACAUCUCCCCAUUAUCUCUUCUGCCCUGUCAUUGUUUCAGUAGCUCAUCAUUUGCCCUACAAAAUGAGCAUUAUAUACACUCGGUGGCCAGUUUUAGGUACACCACCCCAUUCACGAAAAUGGUUCACUCCUACAGACAGUGAGUCACAUGGCCGUGGCUUGCUAUAAAAGGGAGGCAUCCAGUUACUGUUCGAUUUAAAGUUAGAAUGGGCUAAAGUGAGUGACCUAAGCAACUUUGAGCGUGGUACGAUCGUCGGUGCCAGGCCUAGUAUCUCAGAAACAGCUGGCCUCCUGGCCUUUUCACGCACAAGUGUCAGCGGCAGUCCUGUGGUCGAAAACAGCUAGUUGAUGAAGUCGAAGGAUGGGCUAUUGCAGCAGACGACCACACCGGGUUCCACUCCUAUCAGCUAAAAACAAGAAGCAGGUCCAGUGUCCACGCGAUCACCAACGUCACCUGGUCAGACAAAUCCCGGUUUCUGUUGAGUCUUGCUGAUGGCAGAGUCAGGAUUUGGCAUAAGCAGCAUGAGGCAAUUGUGUGGGGAAUGUUUUCCUGGCACACGUUAGGUCCCUUGAUACCAAUUGAGCCGAUGAAUUCAGGCUGUUUUGGAGGCAAAGGGGUCCGACCCAGUACUAGAUGGGUGUACCUAAUAACUGUCCACCAAGUGUAUGUUAUCCCCAAUCCCAGACUGAAAGAUGUAGGCCUAUUCUAUUAUUUAUGGGUUGUAACUAAAUUGGUGAGUGGAUUACUGAUAUCAAUAGAAAUGCUACUUUGAACCAUUAUUUAUUGCUUUUUAUAAACUGGGUGGUUCGAGCCCUGACCCUGAAUGCUGAUUGGCUGACAGCUGUGGAAUAUCAGGUACAACAAAUUUACUUUAACUGCUCUAAUUAUGUUGGUAACCAGUUUAUAAUAUCAAUAAGGCACCUCGGGGGUUUGUGGUAUAUGGCCAAUAUACCACGUCUAAGGGCUGUAUCCAGGCACCCGCGUUGCAUAAGAACAGCCAUAUACCACACCCCCUCGGGCCUUAUUGCUAAAUUAAAUGAGUUGCAUCGAAAGGUUCAGGGGGCAAAGUCUUGGAACUGUCUAAUGGAAACCAAUGUUUCCAAUACCACCCCACAGAGCAGAAUACAUUUAGGCCUAUUGAAUUAUGUGGUCAGCCUCCCUUAAAGUCCACCAUUUUCUUUAUAUGAUAAUGAUCAAUGAAGUUAGAGAUGGAAUUGGAAAAUCUCUGACUGAAAGGGUUCUAUUCAAAAUGGGUACAAGGGAGAGCAAUGAACAAAUUACUGUGUGGAUAUCCAUAUGUAACAACCGAUUAAUGACCACUUGUUCUUUAACCUGUUUGUGCUGUCGAUUUUCUUGUGUUCCUGAUGAGAUCUUCUACAUACUCACUAAAGCAGCACUUUUAGCUAGGGGCUCUCCGAUAAACCUUAGGCGUUGGUCAAUAAUUAAGUGUAUUUUUCCCCCUUCAAUCUCAUACAUAAUUAUGUUAACUCCUUUUGUUAAUACAAUGCACAAUGGAAGUUGAAGCGAAGUGGGGUUUAUGAAUUCAAUAUUUCUCAUCAUUAGGAGAGGGAUAAGUACUGUAUGUAUAAUAUACCCCGCUUGAGUCCUUUAGAAAUGCAUUUCUCUCUUCCUUAGGAUGAUUUCACACAGCACGCAGUGAAAGCCGGAAGGAGUGGAUGAAUGAAGGAUGGAGGCAUUCUAAAAGUCUCAAAUGCAGCCUCUGCUCCGAUAGGCCUCCUUGGUCCUUCACCUCAGUGAUAUAA
Molecule: messenger RNA, 6348 nt
Organism: Coregonus sp. 'balchen'
Lineage: Eukaryota; Metazoa; Chordata; Actinopteri; Salmoniformes; Salmonidae
Source: the annotation of a GenBank genome assembly